Molecule: messenger RNA, 330 nt
Organism: Colletotrichum lupini
Lineage: Eukaryota; Fungi; Ascomycota; Sordariomycetes; Glomerellales; Glomerellaceae
Exons: 4
Coding region: 1-330 (109 amino acids)
Source: RefSeq, a predicted model, not a curated record
AUGAACUUUUUGACACUUUGCCUCCUGAUUCUCAUGCGGGUCUACUACGCCGUAAUCCGCUGGUUAAGGCACAUACCAAUCGCUAGCAAUGGCAUCCAGAACCCGCGCUUGAAAGCAUACAUAGGUAGUAUCUACCUGGGUGAAGUGAGACAGCGGAAUCUGCCGCCCUCACUUGGAUACGAUUACAAACCACUUUCUACUACGUUACAUCGAGAUAUGCGCCCGGGUUUGCUUCCCUAUUACUCCUCCGAUGUCCUUACCCAUGAACGAAACUUUGACCCAGAACUCAUGUCUACAGGACACGAGUCGUCAACAAUAUUGCUUUUCUAG